Messenger RNA from Lolium perenne, 1867 nucleotides. Its product is annotated as BTB/POZ domain-containing protein At2g24240-like. NCBI's taxonomy places the organism in Eukaryota, Viridiplantae, Streptophyta, Magnoliopsida, Poales, Poaceae. Gene Ontology annotation, molecular function: protein binding. Gene Ontology annotation, biological process: protein homooligomerization. The record is from RefSeq and is a predicted model, not a curated record.
AUCACCAAUUCCGUCCCACGAACAGAGCACUGAUGAGCACCAUGGCACCACCCGAUCCCGUGUUGCGUCAAUGAACAACCCCGGUGACGAUGACGUCCGGCACGACCGGAUCCUCGGUUCCGUCGCCACCACAACCUCAACCUCACAUUUUCUCCGCCCUAUAUAAAACCCCGGCGCCAAACAACGCCGCGACCGUCAUAUCGCCCUGCUCCCGACCUGGUCGUCCCCAACUCCCGGCCUACCCGAUCGAGUGCCCCAACCGUCGACGCACUCCCCGCACACGCGCGAGCCGUAACCCGCAAGCGUCCGGCCAGAGCCAUGUGCACGCCAGCGGCGGGCCGCGUGCGCCUCAACGUCGGCGGCCGGGUGUUCGAGACCACGGCCGACACGCUCGCCUCCGCGGGGCGGGACACCAUGCUCGGCGCCAUGCUGGACGCCUCCUGGAACGCCCCCGCCGCCACCACGUCCGAGUACUUCAUCGACCGCGACCCGGCCUGCUUCGCGGUGCUGCUGGACCUGCUCCGCACGGGCGGCCUCCACCUGCCGCCGCACGUCCCCGAGGCCGCCCUCUGCCGCGAGGCGCUCUACUACGGCCUCCUCGACCGCGUCCGCGCCGCGCGCUGGGGCCACUUCGACGGCGACCGCCUCCGCCUCGCCGCCUCCGUCCCCGGCCGCGCGCCCGGGGACGGCGCCGCCGUCCGCGCCGCCCCCGACGGCGGCUGCUGCGUCGCGCACGGCGCCGCCGUGCGCGUGUACAACUGGAUGCUCCAGGAGCGCCGGCCCGUCCACCUCGCCCACGCGCCCGUCAACGACGCCGCCUACCUCGACGCCGCCACGCUCCUCGUCGCCGCGCGCGACGGCCCCGGCAGCAGCACUCGCCCCAGCUCCGGCGGCGUGGCGGCCUUCUCCGCGCUCACCGGCGAGCUGCGCCACCGCUUCCUUGUCGCGCACGACCGCCAGCCCAGGCCCUUCACCCCGGGAGCCCUCGCCUUCAACAACCAACACUCUAAAAUCUUCGCCAGCUGCAAGGGCCGCCUCAACGAGUACGGCGUCGCCGCGUGGGACGCCGCCACGGGCGAGCAGACCGACUUCUUCUACGAGCCGCCCGCCUGCGCGCUGGGGGACGCCGACGCGCUCCAGUGGCUGGACGGCACGAGCACGCUCAUGGCCGCCACCAUGUUCCCGCGCGCCGACUCCUCCUUCGUCACCCUGCUGGACUUCCGCUGCAGGAGCGUCGCGUGGUCCUGGUCCGACGUCGGCACCCCCGCGUCGCUCGAGGACAAGCACGCCGUCCACGCGGUCGCGAUGGAGGACGGAUGGUCGGUCUGCGUCGUCAACCAGUACGACGACCUCGGCUUCCUCGACCUCCGGAGCAACGCUGGCGGCGUCAGGUGGAGGUCUGGGAGCAAGCUGCAGAUGAGCAGGAAGAAGGUGAAAGGCGAGGAGACGUGCUACCCCAAGCUCGCCACGCAUGGUGGUCAGCUCUUCGCGUCGACAACCACCGGCGCCAUCUCGGUGUUCAGCGGCCCCGACCACGCGCUCACGUCGACACUGCGGGCGAGCGACGGCGGCGUCAUCUGCGACCUCUCCAUCGGGGGCGAUCGUCUUUUCGCGCUGCAUAACGAGCAGAACGUGUUCGAUGUCUGGGAGACGCCCCCGCUUCCGAUCAUCUGACUUGUCGGACGAUUUGUUAGUGUCUGACUGUAUCAAGAGUGGAAGAAUUACUAGAUAUUUUGACAGAGAAACAUUGCAGUAACUUUCUCAUCAUUUUUGACAAAGACCAUAGAGGAUUGAAGUGUCAUUAUGUCACUGAACUGGCUCGUAUGUGUUAAAUCUCUGGAAUCACUAGUCUAGAUCUUUCCGAGUA